CGGCAGGUCAUCGGUUGGACGCGAACUGAGACGUCCUGUCAAUUUUGUGUAAUCAGAAAACAGCUGAUCAAAGUUAUUCAAGUGUGAAUAAUAAUGAGAAUUCCGUGACUUAAGAGUUUCGCGUAGAAUUUUGGAAAUUAAAUGACGAAUUCACGUUAUGGCACAUACUUUUUUUGUCCGUCUUUUGAUACGUCUUUAAAGAAUUCCACGCAGAUACAAAUCGAUGUUUGCACCGCAAAGAGCGUCGUAAGGAGGGGCCACGUUAAAUGUCCACAUUAAUUAAGUACAAAUCAUAGGACUUUUACGAACGCAAAAUGCUAACGCUAGAGGAUUCAGAAUGCAAAGAUUUUUCAAAAACCGCAAUGGAAGAUGAAGAAACUAACGAGAGAAGAAACGAUGGAGAAAGCUAUGAAAAAGAUAAAUAUCCAAUAUCGAAUGGAGAAAUAUUAAGAACAGCGCUCCUUUCCGCAGAAGAUGAUGACGAUGACAUUGGAUCUCAAGAAGAUGACGUAUCCUCUGAACUUUUGUCCAUUGAAAACGAUUCAGAAGUCACUAGUGAAUCCACUGUCAGUGAUUGGGAUGACCUGAGAGCGGAUUCACCUUUGUCGUAUGUUACUUCUGUACCUAAUAAUAAAGAGUUUAUAAUAAUAACGCAGUUGGAAUCAGACAAUGCAUUAAUGACAAAGAAAUUAAAUAAUGAACGCUCUUUGGCUAACAAAAAGUCUAAAUCUCGACAUCGCUCUAAGCGACAUAAUAAAGUGUUAUUGUUGAGAAAACUGAUACCGAAGCAUGAACCAAUAGUUGAAAUAAAAGAAGAAGAACAUUCGAUCAUUUCUACCGACGUAGACGAACGUGUGCCAGCCAUGGAAGAAAUAGAUUACGAAGAGUCUUCUAUGGAUCAGCAAAAUAUUCUAGAUUCCAAAGAUAAUGCUGGCUGGUUACAAAGCUUCAGACCUUUGCCGUUAUAUUAUACUGAAAGAGGUAAACCUUAUUUAAAAUGUCCAGCAUGUGGUGCAAUGUUUUUCACUUCAAACUCAUUCCAAAAACACUUAUACUCACAUGUGUACAAGGAAGAUGAUACGUUUGUAUGUUCCUUUUGUAAUUACACAAAUACAGAGCCUGGUAUGUUAUUUAAUCAUCUAUCUAAACAUCAGGACCAAUGUGAGUUUUGUAACGAAAACUUAAUGCGUAAAAAUAAUUUCGAAAAACAUUGGGACAUACGAGCUUCGAACUUCACUAUGAAAAGAGAUCAUCGAGGAAGAUUCGUAUGUACUCUCUGCAAACUAGUAUUUGAUUUGUUACCACAGUUAGAAAAGCAUUGGUUUAAGCAUGCAUGUAAAAGAGAAAGAACUUAUCAAUGUAAGGAAUGUAGUGGAUUAUACGAAAGCAGAGAGACCCUAAAUAAUCAUAAAUGCAUGAAGUGUCCUGUUUGUGGUAAAGUUUAUGAUAGUUUGCAUCGAUUAAAAGCGCAUACAAUGUGGACAAAGCAUAACUUAAAGUGUCCAAUUUGUUCUUACGAAUUUAUUCUCGCUAUGGACCAUGAAAAGCAUUUAGCAUUGCAUAGACAAACAUAUAGUUCUAUGAAAGAUUACGAGUACUGCUUACAGGCAACAGAUGGAAAAACAUUCCAGUGCAAUCUUUGUGACAAAAUAUUUUAUGCCUUACCUUCUUUAGUCUUGCAUCUUCAGGAGGAUCACGAUAUAGUAAAUGUCAAGAAGGAAGUAAAAGAUGAUUGCAAUGAAGUGCAAAAGGAAGAGUCUGUCAGAGAUAUGAUACUCCGCGAAUUAAGAAACGAGUCUGCAAAUUAUACUAGUGGAAAUAAUAAUGUAUCCUUAGCAAACAAUAAAAUCGGACUGCAGAACGCGCUAUAAGUAUAAAUUGCAACUUUUAGAUAACGGGUAUAAAAGUAAGUCGUACAAGGUCUGAAGACGAUUGCUAAAAAUUAUUCAUAAUAAUGAAACGUGCCGUUGCUAUAAGUCACUUUGUAGUAUAUAUUAAACACAAUUAAAUACGACUGGCAACAAAUAAUUUAUAAAUUAUCGAUAAAUGCAUUCAAUCGUAUCUGAUCAAAAAGUUCUGAAAUAAACUCGCCUCUCUUUCUCUAGAGAAUAAACAUAUAUCUGUAUAUUUUUUUAGCAAUCAUGUAAAAUACAGAAUCAUCACACUCACCUCUACUCGACAUACUCAUAUGAUCGCAAAGUAAAUGAUAUUACGUUAAAAAAUAUAAUUAAGACCCUCAUGUAACUCCUCUGAUAAUAUAUAGAACUUUUUGGAUCAGAUA
This is a messenger RNA of Bombus pyrosoma, 2281 nucleotides long. RefSeq names its product zinc finger and BTB domain-containing protein 17-like. The record is from RefSeq and is a predicted model, not a curated record. The transcript is spliced from 2 exons. Bases 315 to 1871 code for a protein of 518 amino acids. Gene Ontology annotation, biological process: regulation of transcription by RNA polymerase II. NCBI's taxonomy places the organism in Eukaryota, Metazoa, Arthropoda, Insecta, Hymenoptera, Apidae. Gene Ontology annotation, cellular component: nucleus. Gene Ontology annotation, molecular function: DNA-binding transcription factor activity, RNA polymerase II-specific; RNA polymerase II transcription regulatory region sequence-specific DNA binding.